Didymella exigua CBS 183.55 is the source of this 462-nucleotide messenger RNA. RefSeq lists its product as uncharacterized. NCBI's taxonomy places the organism in Eukaryota, Fungi, Ascomycota, Dothideomycetes, Pleosporales, Didymellaceae. The transcript has a single exon. The record is from RefSeq and is a predicted model, not a curated record. The coding region runs from base 1 to 462 and encodes 153 amino acids.
AUGCGCGUGGCCCAGGAAGCUAUGCUAGCCUGCCACUGGUUCCAGCAAACCAGACCGCCAUUUCAAACUUUCCUCACGAGAAAGACCAGUCGACUUAGCAUCGCAGUUGGUCUGGACGGCUGCGGCAUCUUAUCCCCAGCAAAUAAGGUAUCUGUACACAUGUCUAUCCCUGCUUGUUGUGGUUACACGCAUACUCUAUGUCUCGACUACAGUCCCUGCCCGCAGCCACGUUUCCCCGUCGUCGCUGGAGGUACCAAUCUUACUGCCAUGUCAGGUAUCCCCAAAGUCGGGGAAGGGCAUCAUCUCCCGAUUGUACGCCCAUCUUGCCAAACAAGUAUCUCAUUCCAGGUCAAAUCUCCUCACCUAGCUUUGUCUGACGCCACCCGUCCUCCCGUACGGCCCGUUGCAACUGUAAUUGUCUUCUCUGCAUCUGCUAGCCAGGCAGACUUCCCUGUCGACUGA